AUGGAUUGUCAGGACGUGAUUCCCUCAGCUUUCGUACCCCGGCGGUUGAAGGUAGUGGUUAUCGGGGCAGGAAUAUCCGGAAUCCAAUUCGCCCAUGAUAUCACGACACGAAUGUCCGACAUCGACCUCGAAAUCUACGAAAAGAACCCCAAAGUAGGCGGAACAUGGUAUGAGAAUCGAUACCCAGGAUGCGCAUGCGACGUACCCGCACACGGAUACCAGUAUAGCUGGGCGCCCAAUCCAUGCUGGUCGAAGACUUAUGCGCCUGCUCACGAGAUCCACGCCUAUCUUGAAUCUGUCGUUGACAAACAUGAUCUUCGAAAGUUUUUCCGGUUUAAUCAGCGCUGUGUUUCGGCGGUAUGGAGCGAGGAGAGGGCGCAGUGGACUACGACUUUUCGGGAUGAGAGGUCCGACGAGGAGGCUGUUGUCAGGUCUGAUGUUUUGAUUUAUGCUGUGGGGAGGUUGAAUGACUAUCAGACUCCGUCGUUUGAGGGCCGAGAUAAGUUCAAAGGUCAAGUGUUUCAUACGGCGAGGUGGCCGGAGGAUGUGGAUGUCCGGGGGAAACGGAUUGCUGUGCUUGGGAAUGGGGCGAGUGGGAUUCAGUGUGUGGCUGGGAUUCGGGAUGAAGCUGGGGAGGUUCUCAAUUUCGCAGCACAUCCGACGUGGCUUGGGCCGGAGCCUUUUAUUGAGAAUCGUGAAUAUGACGAGCAGGAGAAGCUCAAGUUUCGGAGAAAUCCCCAAGCCUACCAUGACUUCCGAAUGGAUAUAGAAAAGGUUAUGUUACCAGCCUUUGCGUUCCUCUGGAAAGACACAUCCCCGAGCAAAAGCCUUCGUUCCCGUGCGGAAUCAUACGUGGAAUCCAAGGUUGAGGAUCCAGAAUUGCAACAAAAGCUGACCCCAGACUAUACUCCCGGAUGUCGUCGAUGGACCCCCGGCGAACAGUACCUAACUGCAGUACAACAGCCACACGUCCAUUUAAUAGAAGAUCAUGUAGCUGCUCUAACGGAGAAUGGCAUACGAACCGAUAAAGGGGAUGAAUAUGAAUGCGACAUGGUCGUCUGCGCAACGGGGUUCAGCCUAUAUAACCCACGAGUUCCUGUCGUCGGACGGAACGGUAUUACACUCUCAGAUUGCUGGGGCUCAGACGGUCCAUGUGAGAGUUAUUUGGCAGCGAUGGUGGCACAUUUUCCUAAUUUCUAUGCAUUCCAUCCACCCAACUGUCCGAUAAACGGCUCCGCAUUCCCCGGUAUCGAACGGACAGCAGACUAUAUGAUCAGAGUUAUUCAUCGUCUUCAAACCGAUUGUCUCCGAUCUGUGAGUGUGCGACCCGAAGCCCAACGCGACUUCAACAAAUGGGUCCAAUCUCAGAUGUCGAGCAUGGUGUGGUCUGAUUCGUGCAAUUCAUGGUACGGGAAGAUUAUUAUUCCCUGGCCUGGAACUACCACUCACUACUAUGCUGCUACGGAGAUCAUACGCUGGGAGGACUUUGACUUGAUGUUCGAGGAUCCAGCACAGAGAUAUAUGAGCUUUGGGAAUGGAGUGACGAAAGAUGGCUUCAAACCGGAGUCGAUCCCUGGAUUGGAUUAUAAUGGUGAUGCACUGAUAGAUUACUCAUCUAUGAAAACCAGAUGUAUCUGUUCCAUUAAAAAAAAAAAAAAACAUAUCAUCAGGCCGCACAGUUUGCCCGGGCGGAGGACACCUUUUCAAAGCUUCAUCUUUAAGAUCGUAUAG
Messenger RNA from Aspergillus oryzae RIB40, 1731 nucleotides. Its product is annotated as flavin-containing monooxygenase. The record is from RefSeq and is a predicted model, not a curated record. Gene Ontology annotation, molecular function: flavin adenine dinucleotide binding; N,N-dimethylaniline monooxygenase activity; NADP binding. The coding region runs from base 1 to 1731 and encodes 576 amino acids. Lineage: Eukaryota; Fungi; Ascomycota; Eurotiomycetes; Eurotiales; Aspergillaceae. The transcript is spliced from 8 exons.